AUGUCAGCUAUGUCUCGGUAUGUGCGCCAGUUUAGUCAGAAGCUGGCUCACAGGCGGCCGCUGGAGGCCAGAGCAGAGUCUGAGAGUCCCGAAGCCCAUCUCAACACCCUCGACCUGGUGGCCUUGGGUGUGGGCAGAACCCUGGGAGCUGGCGUGUACAUCCUGGUUGGUGCAGUGGCCAAAGUGAGAGCUGGACCAGCGACUGUCAUCUGCUUCCUGGUGGCCGGCCUGUCCUGUGUGUUGUCUGGGCUCUGCUAUGCAGAGUUUGGGGCCCGGGUCCCAGGCUCCAGUUCUGCAUAUCUCUACAGCUACAUUACCAUGGGACAACUCUGUGCCUUCAUCACUGGCUGGAACCUCAUCCUGUCUUUGGUCAUCGGCACCGCCUGUAUAGCCCGGGGCUGGAGCUCCGCCUUAGACAGCCUGACUGGGAACCACAUCUCUCAGGGGUUACAGGGAACUCUCUCUCUGCAUGUGCCCUACUUCCUGCCCACCUAUGCAGACUUUGUCGCCCUGGGCCUGGUGCUGCUGCUCACAGGAGUACUGGUCCUGGGAGCUCGCGAGUCGACCCUGGUUUACAAAGUGUUCACGGUCAUCAACCUUUUGGUUCUCAGCUUUGUCAUCCUCUCUGGCUUCGUUAAAGGAGACCUGCACAAUUGGGAGCUCACAGAACAGGACUACAAACUGCACACAUCUGGAUCCACUGACACGUAUAGUUUGGAACGCUUGAACCCUCUGGGUUCCGGAGGGUUCAUGCCCUUUGGCUUUGAAGGAAUUCUCCACGGGGCAGCUACAUGUUUCUACGCAUUUCUUGGUUUUGAUUCCAUUGCCACGAGAGGGGGAGAAGCCCUAAAUCCUCAGCAUUCCAUCCCCUUCAGCAUCAUGACUUCUCUCUUCAUCUGCUUUUUGGCAUAUUUUGGAGUCUCAGCGGCACUCACCCUCAUGGUGCCCUACUACCAGAUUCAGCCCCAGAGCCCCUUGCUGCAGGCUUUUCUCCACGUAGGCUGGGGCCCUGCCAGAUACUUUGUGGCUGUUGGCACCCUCUGUGCUCUUACAUCCAGCCUCCUGGGUACCAUGUUCACCAUGCCUCGGUUGAUCUGGGCAAUGGCAAAGGAUGGGCUCCUUUUCCGGGGACUUGCCUGGAUCUAUGGUCACACAGGCACCCCCGUCACGGCCAUCAUGGCUUCUGGAAACAUUGCAGCGGUCAUGGCAUUACUGUUCGAAUUCACGGAUCUUGUGGAUCUCGUAUCUGUUGGGACCCUGCUUGCUUAUUCCCUGGUGGCUUUUUCUGUGCUUGUCCUCAGAUACCAGCCAGAUCAGAUCUUAAGCAAGAAGGAGAAUACAGAAGACAAAAUUGAGAUGAAGUCUGAGGUUGAAGGAAGUCUUUUGAACUCUGAGCCUGAAGCAGGAACUGCAAACAUUCUAAAGACUCUGUGGUUCCCUACCAGCACCAUCCCCACCCGGAAAUCUGGGCAGAUUGUCUAUGGAUGUGCUUCCCUGCUUGUUCUCCUGCUGAGCAUCCUGAGCCUGAUCCUGGCCCAGUGGCCCAGCCAGGUGUUCUCUGGAGACCCCGUGCUCACAACAGUGGCUGUGCUGCUGCUGCUGCUCAUCACUGGGGUCACGGUCAUCAUCUGGAGGCAGCCCCAGGACCCCACUUAUCUUUAUUUUAAAGUCCCUGCUCUGCCUAUCCUCCCACUGGUGAGCAUCUUUGUGAACGUUUCCCUGAUGAUGCAGAUGACCUCUGGGACCUGGGCCCUAUUUGGCAUCUGGGCAGCGAUUGGAUCUGUCAUAUACUUUGGAUAUGGGAUCCGACACAGCCUGGAGGAGAACAAUGAGCAACAGCCACCAGGCCCCACCUCCCAGACUGACAAAAACAUCCCUGGUGCUGGGUCAUCAUAA
Messenger RNA from Budorcas taxicolor (takin), 1896 nucleotides. RefSeq names its product cationic amino acid transporter 3-like. Gene Ontology annotation, molecular function: amino acid transmembrane transporter activity. Gene Ontology annotation, cellular component: plasma membrane. Gene Ontology annotation, biological process: transmembrane transport; amino acid transport. The record is from RefSeq and is a predicted model, not a curated record. Lineage: Eukaryota; Metazoa; Chordata; Mammalia; Artiodactyla; Bovidae.